Messenger RNA from Durusdinium trenchii, 1881 nucleotides. NCBI's taxonomy places the organism in Eukaryota, Dinophyceae, Suessiales, Symbiodiniaceae. The record is from the annotation of a GenBank genome assembly.
GGAACGUUUGGGAGUCAAAAGCAUGUUGCAGCAUUUUGCAAAUCUGAACGUGUCUUUGGCUUUGCUAUGCUUUGCUUCUUCCGUAGAAUUGUUCACAAUGUGACCUUAGAAUUCCACCGCUUGAAGCCGCUUGGCCAUGGCGGCUGUGCCAAGCACUCGUGACGAGACUCGGCUGGGCUGCACCAUCUCCAGAUGGCAAUUCUGCUUACGGCUGCACCCCAACCUGGUGGCCUUCAAUCACACAAUCAGCACAUGUGGAAAGACGUCCGAAUGGCGGGUGGCUUUGGCUUUACUGGGUAAGCUGAAAAGGGAAAGGACGGAAGCGGGAAGGAGUGCCGACAUCUAUUCCUAUAACAGUGCCAUCGGUGCAUGUGAGAAAGGCCACGUUUGGGAAACGGCUUUGUCUUUGACCAUGGAAUGCAUGGAGGGCCGCAUGAAGUGCAUGGGCUGUCUGGAACGACGUAUGUCCUUCGAUGUGGUUACGCUGAACACGGCCUUGUCCUCCUGUGGAAAGAGCGAGAAAUGGCCACAGGCCUUCCAGGCCUUUCACUUGGCCAAGGUGUUGGACCUUUGCGAUGUCUUCACUUUGAACAGUGCCUUGAGUGCUUCUGAAAGAGUCACCCUUUGGCGGAGCGCGUUGAGCACACUCGCAGCGACAGCGACGAGCCAAUCAACUCCCGAGAUCUCCAAGAGGAGCGGCCAACUGAGCUGUCGUCCCGAUGUGAUCUCCUUCAACUCUUUGAUCUCCGUGUGUGCUCGUGCCGAUCAAUGGAGACGAGCCAAGCAGUUCUUUGAUUUUCAACAGGAGAAGACGUCGAUCAGUUUCAAUGCCAUGAUCACAGCGUGCGAUUGGAGUGGCCAGUGGCGACAGGCCUUACAGACCUUCACCGAUGCCCGACACGCGACCGACACGGUCGUGAGGAACGUGAGAGGCCAAGGCCUCCAAACAGCGAUGGCUUUGGUGCGAUUUGCUCCGUUCGUAGCAUCCUUUGCUCCUAGAAGGGAUGCCCUUGUUACUAGUAGCUUCCUUGCUCCGUUCGUAGCGAUGCCAGUAGCGAGCGUUCUUGCUCCUAGUAGUAAGGCCAGGAGCCCCUAGGCCCUAGUAGCUUCUUGUUACUAGUAGCGAUGCCAGGAGCCCGUAAUGGCUUCCACAGUGACCAUUUCCACUGCGUUCGCGCUUCGGUGAUGGACAUCAUCACUUACAACGCGGCCAUUUCAGCGUGUGAUGAGCAUCUUCAUGUGGCCCUGAAGCUCUUUCAGGAACUUCAACAGAACUCCGUCGUUCCCAAUGUGGUCACCUACUCCUCUGUCAUCAGUGCCUGCGAACGGGGAGGGCAGUGGCAGCAAGCAUUAUGGCUGCUGUGGGUGAUGCAACGCCACCGGCUGCAGCCAAACAUCGUCAGCUACAGUGCAGCUAUUAGUGCCUGUGAGAAAGCAGGCCGCUGGCAACUGGCAGUGCUUCUUUUGGCCCUCUGUGAAAACCAAAGAAACCGGCCAAACCUUAUCACCUACAACACGGUCAUGAGUGCUUGCGAGAAGGGUUCCCAAUGGAUCCAUGCCUUGGACAUUUUAGUGUCCAUUCGACGUUUGCGCUUCGAUGUGGUCUCCUAUGCUGCUGCCAUGAGUGCCUGCGAGAAGGGCAAUGCAUGGCGCCAAGCUCUGGACUUACUGGACGACAUGAAGAAACAGAGGCUAGAAGUGAACCUGAUCGCUUUUUGUGCAGCUUUGAGUGCUGCUGUUGGCGGUGGUCAGUGGCAAAAAGCACUGAAUUUAAUGGACGACCAAAAGCACUCGCGUUUGCAGCUUGACGUCAUUGCUUUUGGUGUCGCAGUGUCAGCCUGUGAGAUGGGCGCCCGUUUCGCACGGAGCUUGAAGAUCCUC